ACUAUCUGUGGUCCCGUUGGAUAGAGAUGUCAGGAAGUGAGAGCACUGCCGCGAUUUGCCUCGAACUGAAGGUUGGUUGCUUAUUAUUAUUGAGGGAACUACUCUCGUGUUGGGAGUGUGGAGGUUCUCGGGGGAGCACCACCUUCCUCGUCGACAUGGCGUCUGGCACGCUCUGCUGUUGGCCGUAAUGCAGACAUACUCCGUACGGAGUAACUCACCAUGGAAAAGUCCGCUGAUCAGGUCCUGGAGAGCCAAUCCGCCUCCAGAACGCUGCACAUUCAUCCAUCCUCCGCAAAUCGGGUCUCGGGAUAUCGAAUUUCAAACUUCACUCGAUCUUGUCGCCAAAUGCAAUCCCAGGACGCCACCUCCACGCCGCGUGCAGACAGCACUUGUACUUUCGGAUAUGUAUCUUCCUUAGGCCACCGGUCCAAUGACGACGCUUGGCGGAAUCCAUCAGCAAUGUCGGCAUCAUCUCUCCUAGACUCCUACUGCGCAGACGACGGCCAACAACAUGCCGCAGACGCUCACCCUUGGGCUGACUGCAGUGGGGAGCUACACCUUGAGAGCUGGGUCCGGGGUCGAACGACAUGUUCCUCUGUAUGGACCGGCUCCAGAGGUCGUCUACACGCGAACCUGAGAUAUUGUUUCAGAGCGCUCGAGGAAUCGACGUGAACGAGCGCGUGCUGCAUGAUGACGUCCUUUGCCUACUCGCCAACGGUCUCCGCAUCGAGAAUUCUGCACUGCCAUCGCCCA
Molecule: messenger RNA, 753 nt
Organism: Westerdykella ornata
Lineage: Eukaryota; Fungi; Ascomycota; Dothideomycetes; Pleosporales; Sporormiaceae
Exons: 1
Coding region: 220-672 (150 amino acids)
Source: RefSeq, a predicted model, not a curated record